Colletotrichum siamense is the source of this 1101-nucleotide messenger RNA. RefSeq lists its product as uncharacterized. Lineage: Eukaryota; Fungi; Ascomycota; Sordariomycetes; Glomerellales; Glomerellaceae. Bases 1 to 1101 code for a protein of 366 amino acids. The transcript is spliced from 3 exons. The record is from RefSeq and is a predicted model, not a curated record.
AUGCAUCCCACCUCCAACCCAAGAUACAACAUUCAGGAUCCUUUGCAGCAGCGCCGCUCAAUGGCUACAGGUUCGACAGAGAGAUACAACCGGCCGGCGCCGCUCAACACAUCGCCCUCACAAGCGCGGGGCAUGGGAAGCACGGGUAGCUACAGCACGUACAACUAUCAGGAACCGGUAGCAGGAUCUUUCAACACGCCAAUGGCAACAAACACAAUGCAUUACCCCUCAGGAUACGGCCAGGAUGGUCGCCCGGCAGCGCAGAAUUUCGGUGGAUAUAAUGCGGCGGCCAUGACGAUGGGCUACGACAACUUGACUGGCGCGACGGGCUCUGUUUACGACAAUCAAGCGCAGUUUCAACGGCAGCCUGCAGCUGCACCGAUCUUACCGACAGACGUGUCAACGUCGUACUUCCAGAAUGACCCGAGCAGCAGCACAGGAACCUCCAACCUCCCUCAUGCGCCAUCCGCGAGCGCCACCGCGACCGCUUAUCAACAGCCGCAGAUGGCCAACUACCAGACCAACAUCUCGAAUGUGGGAGGCAUGCCGCAGCCGACAGCAAGUGCCGACGUCUCGAUGGAGGAGCAGGAUUAUUCUGCGACAGGUGGUUUGGAAGAGAAGUGGAUGGAGUACCAGUCUGCUUUGAGGGGCGUGUUCCAAAACGUCCGCAACGGCAUCCUCGAGAGCGCCAGCCAGUCUCUCCUCGACGUCUCCAACUGGCUACUGUCGCAAGUUGUUGACCUGGGACUCAACCUCGACGACCAAAAUCUGCAUGGAGACCGAAUCAAGCUCUGGAACGAUUUCAACCACGCGUGGCUCGCGCUUUUCCAGAUGCAGAAGGAUUUGAUGGAACCAGGGCGCCAACUCCAACGAUCCCAGACGUUGAUCAGCAAGGAAGGCUUGGAAAAGAUGGGCAAGGAAUUGGUCCGUCUGUGCGAUGGCAUCGAGCGACACGGGCUGGUUGAUUAUCAAUAUGGCGUGUGGGAACAGCAGAUCAUCGAGAUUCUCGAGGCGUGCCUGGACCUCUACGAGGCGAACGAGGAAUCUGGCGGAAACGGCGGCGGAAACCAGGCAGGCUCCGGCUCCCACGGGAGCAGAUAA